Messenger RNA from Hibiscus syriacus, 984 nucleotides. RefSeq names its product MADS-box protein CMB1-like. Gene Ontology annotation, biological process: positive regulation of transcription by RNA polymerase II. The coding region runs from base 140 to 820 and encodes 226 amino acids. The record is from RefSeq and is a predicted model, not a curated record. Gene Ontology annotation, molecular function: RNA polymerase II cis-regulatory region sequence-specific DNA binding; protein dimerization activity; DNA-binding transcription factor activity, RNA polymerase II-specific. Gene Ontology annotation, cellular component: nucleus. NCBI's taxonomy places the organism in Eukaryota, Viridiplantae, Streptophyta, Magnoliopsida, Malvales, Malvaceae. The transcript has 8 exons.
UCGUAAAAAGAAGAAGAGCUUCUUAGUUGUUACCCUAAGAGCAAAAACAUAAACUGGUUUCUCAAAAUAGAACAGGUUUCCUUAUUUUGUAAGAAAGAAAAUAAAAAAGGGCAUAUAAUACUAAAAAGAGCUUGUGAAAAUGGGGAGAGGAAGGGUAGAGUUGAAGAGGAUCGAGAACAAGAUAAACCGACAGGUAACCUUUGCUAAGAGAAGGAAUGGGCUGCUCAAGAAAGCUUAUGAGCUUUCCAUUCUCUGUGAUGCUGAGGUUGCUCUCAUCAUCUUCUCUAGCCGUGGCAAACUCUAUGAAUUUUCCAGCUCCAAUAGCAUUGGUACGACACUGGAGAGGUACAACAGGUGCACCUAUGGAGCAUUGGAGCCUGGUCAAACAGAAAUGGACACUCAGAGCAACUACCAAGAAUAUUUGAAGCUGAAAGCAAAAGUUGAGGCCCUUCAACGUUCACAGAGACUUUUUCUGGGGGAAGAUUUAGUAGACCUGGGCUCUAAGGAAUUGGAACAGCUUGAGCAUCAGUUGGACUUCUCAUUGAAGAAGAUCAGGUCAAUAAAGACGGAUAUUAUGGUUGAGCAACUUUCUGAACUUCAAAGAAAGGAGGAAAUGCUACUGGAAAAUAACAGAAUCCUGCGGAAGAAGUUGGAAGAAGAUAGUUCAAGAGAAUGGGAGGCAUACAAUUACACCCAGCAAGGUCCUCCUCAGUCACGGGGAUUUGUGGAAGGCACCACUUCUCAACACAUUGGUUAUAAUAUCCAAGCUCAGCCCACAACUUCAGCACACAAUGGAUUCGUCCCUGAGUGGAUGCUUUGAUUUGAUUGUUUUCUAUCUUCAAGAAAUAAAACCUAUUAAAAAAAACAAAUAAGCCAUUUCUAGCUAACAUAUAGUUUGCUGUAUCAAGCGUGCUUGAUAUUUGGGGUUGUAAUAAUACGGAUCCAAACAGUAUCAACAAGUUACUCAUAAUGUAUAUGACACCA